This is a messenger RNA of Camponotus floridanus (Florida carpenter ant), 2091 nucleotides long. Its product is annotated as apyrase. Bases 358 to 1980 code for a protein of 540 amino acids. Gene Ontology annotation, molecular function: 5'-nucleotidase activity; nucleotide binding; metal ion binding. The transcript is spliced from 12 exons. The record is from RefSeq and is a predicted model, not a curated record. Gene Ontology annotation, biological process: AMP catabolic process. NCBI's taxonomy places the organism in Eukaryota, Metazoa, Arthropoda, Insecta, Hymenoptera, Formicidae. Gene Ontology annotation, cellular component: plasma membrane.
CGACUAUCUCGUCGAAGAUGUAAGAUUGCCAUGUUUGACUUUUACGUAACUAUCUAACUUGUAUUAUCUGUUUUUUUAAUAAUAACACGUACUAUGUGUUGGGAAAAGUACAACUAUCAUCUUCAUAUUGUGACGAAAGAUUGAACAAGUGAAAUGUUAUGGCUCGAGAAAGAUUUCAUUAAACACAGAAUGUAUUUUUAAGACGCAGUUUGAAAAGAUACGACAUGGUCUCUUUUGAGAAAGAAAGAGAGAGAGAGAGAGAGAGAGUGAUAUUAUAUAAUUUAAAUACGCUAUAAAAAGGCAUAAAAAAUUACAUAUAUACAGUUUGAUACCUCGUUUCAAUCUCAUCUGUGCAACAUGUACGCGCUGCCGUCGUUCUCGUUGUUGUUAUUGUUGUUCCAAGUCUGUUGUGGAUUCACCGGGCGUGGACUCUUUUAUCCUGGCAGGACGGACCUCUUCGAGUUGUCGAUAAUUCAUUUGAAUGAUUUUCACGCCAGGUUCGAGCAAACUGGCCCGACUUCUGGAUCUUGCCGCGAGGGUCAUGAGCAGGACUGCGUGGGAGGUAUCGCCAGAGUUUACACGGCAGUCAAUCAGCUCGUUAAAGAACGGCCGAAUGCAAUUUUUCUCAAUGCCGGUGAUCAUUUUCAGGGGACCCUCUGGUACAAUAUCCAUCGCUGGAAUGUCACCGCUCUGUUCAUGAACAUGUUGCCGCACGACGUCAUGACGAUCGGUAAUCAUGAAUUCGAUAAUGAAGUCGAAGGCCUUGUUCCCUUUCUCAAGAAUGUCAAAGCACCGGUUGUGGUAACGAACAUCGAUGAUAGCGAGGAACCAACUCUACAGAAUUUAUAUGAAAAUAGCACGAUCAUCGAGAGGAAUGGUACAAAGAUCGGUGUCAUCGGUGUCAUCCUGUCGACUACGAAUAUGAUCGCGAGUACGGGGAAAUUAAAGUUCUUGGACGAGGUGGAGACAGUCAAUGAUGAAGCCCAACGAUUGAAAAAAAAGGGAGUGGAUAUUAUUAUAGUAUUAAGCCACUGCGGAUUGGAUAUAGACAGAAUUAUGGCUGCGAAGUGUCCCUUGAUCGACGUGAUCGUCGGCGGCCACUCGCACACAUUCCUUUAUACAGGACCUCCGCCUUUUAUCGAUACACCGGAGGACGAAUAUCCUGUAGUCGUGACGCAAAAUGAGACAAACAGAACGGUUCUCAUCGUACAAGCAGCUGCGUUUACAAAAUACUUGGGUAAUUUGACGGUAUGGUUCGAUGACCAAGGCGAGGUCGUCGAUUGGGAUGGAAACCCGCUCCUUUUGGACGAGUCUAUCCCAGAAGAUCCGGAAAUCCUGGAAGCUCUAAAACCAUGGAAGAAGGAAGUGGACGCGGUAGCGUUGGAAAAAAUUGGCAGCACGAGAGUCUUCCUCAGUCACCAGUGUUAUUCCGAGGAAUGUAACAUGGGAAACUUUGUAACCGACGCUAUGGUAAACGCGUUUGUCGAUAGUGCCGAAAAUAAAAAUCAUUGGACGUAUGCAGCGGUAGCCUGCCAAAAUGCAGGAGGACUUCGCACUUCCAUCGAAGAAUCCGAAAUCACUUAUGGUGAUUUGCUGAUGGUUCAGCCUUUCGAAAACACUUGGGAUACCCUUGAACUUACUGGAGAAUCCAUUAAAAAAAUUCUGGAAAUGGGAAAAAUUCUAUCCUGGUCCGGGUUAAAAGUUACUUACAAAGAGGCCAAUAAAAAGCGAACUGUGGUCGACGUUAAAAUCAGGUGCCAAGCUUGUGAAUAUCCAAUAUUCGAAGAUUUGGUGAACGAUCAAUGGUACAGAAUAGUUGUGCCAAGUUUCAUGGUAUCCGGCGGAGAUGGUUAUUACAUUUUCAAGAAUAAUAGUCGCAAUCACAAAAUUGGCGAACGUGAUAUGGAUUACUUUAUUAACUAUGUGAAGAAAAUGAGUCCUAUAUUGACGGGAGUUGAAAGGCGAACAACUUUUGUAUAAUUUUAAAAAUCAGAUUAUAUAUAUAUUUCGCGAUAAUAGAAUUGGAGAGAUUGCAUUUACGAACAAAUAUUGCGCUUAGAGAAGAUAUUUAUUUCUGAUAUUUGAGAUUAC